Molecule: messenger RNA, 2080 nt
Organism: Scophthalmus maximus (turbot)
Lineage: Eukaryota; Metazoa; Chordata; Actinopteri; Pleuronectiformes; Scophthalmidae
Gene: sycp2l
Product: synaptonemal complex protein 2-like
Exons: 25
Coding region: 53-2032 (659 amino acids)
Source: RefSeq, a predicted model, not a curated record
AAGAGGAGAGGAGGAGAGGAGGAGAAGAGAAGAGGAGAAGAGAAGACACAAGAUGUUCCAGGUACAGGUGGAGGACUGUCUCCGUGGAGACUCGGACCGUCUGGUCUCUCUGCUCCGUGAUGAAGGUCUGACCAUCGUCACCCUCAACAGUCUGGACCAAGUGGUAACCAAGGUUCUGUCUGGUUCCGGUUUCAGCAGAGUUCUGGUUGUGUUGAAGUCCUUAGAAAUCCUGUCGGAGAACAGAGAAGAGCUGCAGACGCUCGUCGACCAUGGACUGACUCCCAAAGUGUUGCUGUGGUUUGAAGCCGUCCGUGAUCUACUGACCUCCGACCUCCAUAAAAGCUCCGUCCCCCUGCUGAGCCUGACUGAGGAGUUCUACAACUACUUCCUGGUGCUGGCUCAGUCUCUCCCAGUCAGGCAACUGUCUGUGGUUCUUCUUCAGCUGGCUCAGUUCACCCUAGAACCAGAAAUUAAUUUCCCACUGAGACUGGAGGCUAUCCGAACCUUUAACAGCAUCCUGGAGUCUCUGAACCGAGAACAGCGGAGACUAAUCCAGAACCAGAACCAGAUACUGGCACAGCUGGCAGCAGCAGUUCUCACAGUUGGAGACUACGAGCUGCAGGUCAGCCUAUCAGAGGCUCUGUGUCGUCUGACGCCCAAGAAAGACAGACAGCAGAGAGCCAAUCAGUGGUUCUCCAGCAGUGACAUCAGCAGCGCCUUCUGUGACAUCAGAGACGGAGACUUUGAGGUGGACUGCAGACGUUUCCUGAAUUUCGUUAACUGUUCCCAUGGUGACCAGAGGAGGGUCUUCACCUUCCCGUGUGUCCGAGCGUUUCUCGACUCCACUGAGUUGUUUCCACCACAAGAUGAAAAACUGGACAAUUUCUGGAUCGAUUUUAAUUUUGGCUCAGGAUGUGUGAGCUUCUUUGUCGAAGAGCCUCAGGGGUUCCUCUGGGGGUCCGUCCACCUGAUGAAGGAGGACGUUCUUCACUACAGUGUCCAGAUCAAACAUCACGGAUGCACCAGCACAGAGAUGGUCUUCAGUGUCCAGUUGAACAAUCCCAUCAUGCACCACAACAGCCGAGGUCAGACGGUGGAACUGAGCUUCAACUGUGAACAUCAGAGAGAACUGGAGGAGGCAGCAGAGAGAGUCUUCAUGCGGAGACCAUCAGGUGGUACAGUCCAGGCCCCACCCCCAGGUCGGUCCUACAGCAGGAAGAAACCACAGAGCAAGAGUCAGCUGAAGAUUCUGCCUCUGUCGUCUCCCAGCAGUGAUGAAGACUCCUCCGUGAUGAAGACUUCAGGAAACAGAUCGGAGUUUCUGUUUGAUCAGAUCAGACUCUCGACUCCGACACUCGCCUCAGGUGUUACAGUGGGGGCGGAGCUGGGGGCGGAGCCAGAGGAGACGUUUGGAGGAAGUAGUUCUCCGUUCCAACAGGAAGUGUCCAGCAGAGGGAGGAAGAGAAGCGCUGCAGACUCAGGCUUCCUUUCAGACCAAACUGAGGGCACAACGGCCCACAAGAAGAGAGUGGAGCCUCAGGCAGAAGGGGAGGAGUCAAAUUCAACAGUGACAUCGUGUUCACUGGAGGGGGCGGGGCCAUCUGGAGAAGAAGCGGGGUCAUCUGUCAAGCCUUUGAAUCCACCAGGGACGGAACCAGAGUCGGACCCAACUCCCGACAUCUCAGCUGCCUUCAAACGCUUCACAACACAAGUGCAACAGCAGCUCACUGGCCGCUGGCAGACGAUCGAAACUGAAGUUCUGCUGUCACUCAAAGAGUGUCAGCAACAGAUGACAUCACUGCUCACAGCUGUCCAUCAACAUAGGUUGUUGUUCCUGCAGAGGUUUGAAAACAGCAUCACUGAUCAGCUCAACCAACUGGAAGAAAACUCAACAAACCUGAACAACAUGAACACGAACAUCCUGAGUUUUCUCCAGUCUCAGAUGAAGCGACUCGGCUCCUUCUGUGAUGAACAACAGCAGAGGUUGAAAUGUUUGGAAAACGGAGACUCUGAGAAUCUGUCUAGCAAAUGAUGGAGAGAGGAGCUCGUCCAAUCAGGAAGAGACAAAAAUAAAAACAUG